Messenger RNA from Anopheles funestus (African malaria mosquito), 3377 nucleotides. It is a transcript of the gene Ubc6, whose product is annotated as ubiquitin-conjugating enzyme E2-17 kDa. NCBI's taxonomy places the organism in Eukaryota, Metazoa, Arthropoda, Insecta, Diptera, Culicidae. Gene Ontology annotation, molecular function: ubiquitin conjugating enzyme activity. The transcript has 3 exons. Gene Ontology annotation, cellular component: HULC complex. Gene Ontology annotation, biological process: protein polyubiquitination; DNA repair; proteasome-mediated ubiquitin-dependent protein catabolic process. The record is from RefSeq and is a predicted model, not a curated record. Bases 910 to 1365 code for a protein of 151 amino acids.
UGAGAGCAUCACCUUUUUCCCCUGCACAUUGUGGCUGCAAAAAAACACAUCUCACUUGGCAAACAAUUUACGCGUUUGGGUUUUACGCGAGAAUUGGGUGGAUUGAUUGAUUAUCAGCUCGCAUCUGCCUUGUGGCGAAUGCGUGUACACAUUGUGAUAUUUAGUGUUUAGAAAAAAUCAAGUGUAUAGUAAAUUUUCGGAACAGUGCAGCUGAGAGCUGAGAGAGGUGUACAUGCAAGUGUGGCAUAUAUGACGACGGGUCAAAGAAAUUCAAGCUGGUAAGCGCUGCGACGGCAAUUGGGGCCCCCCCUCUUCAUCGGUUGGACAUUGACUCCUGAUGCGUGUAUCCGUCUCGUCCGUGUGAUCGUUUUCUGUUCAUAAUUUCCUUCAAUCGGUAGAAGACUUUCUUCCUUUUUUCGGCUUUGUGUUGUGCGCGAAAGCUCUCCGCGAGUGUGUCAGUGUUUUUGCGCUGGUUGUCCGAACACAAAAGCCAGUGCUUACAUAAAACGAAAACCCCGUAUAUCUCGCCAGCAAGUGCACGAAAAUAAGAUUCGCUGGUUCCGUCGUAGCGGAACAAGCAGACGGAAAAAGGAACCUGCGGCCACCCUGUUUCAACUUUCUCCUCCGUCCUCCGACCAGCCCGCAGGAGGAUUUCAACGGAGGCCUCACCUAAAUAGGAAGAAAACUUCCGAAGAGGCAGACUAAUACGUUUGCUAAGACACGUGAGCGAAAGAGACGGAAAGAGACUGUUCGAGAAGCAGCAGCAGAGUAGCGCCGAACCGGAAAAGAAACACAGCACCACACAUAUCUAAGCAACAGUUCGAAUAGAAGGCCUGUUUUUCGACAAAACAAAGAUCCUGCUGGAUAAUCCCUAGGUUGCCAGUACCGUAGGCCAACCCCGUCCAGAAAAUGUCCACUCCAGCUCGCAGACGUUUGAUGAGAGAUUUCAAAAGGCUUCAGGAAGAUCCACCAACCGGUGUGUCCGGUGCACCGACCGAUAAUAAUAUUAUGAUCUGGAAUGCUGUGAUUUUCGGACCACACGACACACCUUUCGAGGAUGGUACGUUUAAGCUAACGAUAGAAUUCACCGAGGAGUACCCCAACAAACCGCCAACCGUGAGGUUCGUGUCGAAGAUGUUUCAUCCGAAUGUAUACGCCGACGGAGGAAUUUGUCUGGAUAUAUUGCAGAAUAGAUGGAGCCCCACAUACGACGUGUCGGCCAUUUUAACAUCAAUUCAGUCGUUAUUGAGCGAUCCCAAUCCAAACUCGCCGGCCAAUUCGAUGGCAGCGCAGCUCUACAAAGAAAACCGCCGGGAAUACGAGAAACGAGUGAAAGCCUGCGUUGAGCAGAGUUUUAUCGACUAGCCCCGUUCCCGUUGCUGUCUUUGUCCUAACCGUCUUCGCUCUCGUUGUCGUAACCAUCAGCAACGCCGUCAUCGUGCCGCCUAUCGCUUUGAACCGGUGUACCGAGAUCAUCGCUGUACGUUGUUCGAUGUCACCGUGUAUGGUACAGUGGCCACAUCACUGGAUUUCCUUAUACUACACAAUAUCCAGCAUUACGGGCAGAUGAUACAUCGGUAACUUUUUUUUUCGGCAAUUCCAUGCUGCUUAUCACAUGGCACCCUCAGCAGUAGCAGCGCGUUCCUAUCGAUCGAUGCUUUCAAGUGAGUGCAGUCAUCAGCGCAGUUUCGAACGACCAGGCAAAGGCGGAACGUAAGAUCGAUCGUAGGGACAUUUGCGAGAUUCCAAAACGUGUACAGUUCAUAAGGGCAAUGUGUGAGUAAUGAUUAUUCAGCAUAUACUUACGUCCGUUUAUCUUUAGGUCCUGUUGGGAUUGAUUUAUUAAGCAACAUUUUUCACAUUUGAAGUGAAGUAAAAUUUGAAACCAUACAGUUUAUCAAAUUAGCAAACCUGCUUAAAUCGUGAAUCAGAACAUGUACGUACCGAACGGGGAAGAAAAAAGAAAAUAGAAUACUAUCUGUUAAAUCAAUCUCGGUCGAUGUUAGUACACAGCUGCUUGCCCGUUUCCUUUACUUUAGUCUUUCUGUUUCUACUGUUCAUGCCAGCUGUAAUUAAGCUAUGUUCAUGGAAGCGAUAAAUGAUGAAAUUGUGCAUCUUUUCCUUCUGUUAUCGCGGUAGGAACCGAUCCGAUGCGUAAUCCUGUUUGUGCGUAACAUGUGUUAGCAUACUUCUUAAACCACACAACAACCGUACAACUGAAGCAAAUGUAAGUGAAAAAGUGUAUGCCUAUAUGUGAAUCGAGGAUAAAACAUAGAAGAAUUCAUUAAAACUAAGUUUAUGUGAAAAGAAAUCGUUCUAUAACAAAUCUUGCAUAUGGAAUAAAUGGCGUUUAGGUGAAGCGUGUGUUUACAAGCAAGUAUCGUAACCAUAGUCUUCUACAAAAUUAACUACACUGUACACGUUUGUAACAUCUGCAAAAAUAUGUUGCAAAUGACGAUGACGGUAAAGGUCAUCAACAUUGUGCAUAAUUUUACUCCCAUCAGAUUCUUCCUAAUUGUCUCAUUUUGUCGGUCUGCCUUAUCCCUUUCCUGAUUGAUUGAUGCCUAUAGUUCAGUCUAAAAUCAUAGUGACUUGAAUAAUCAACCGUGUGCGUAUAAAAGGCAUGACUCAGUCGAAAUUUUACCACAGACCACACGUGUGGAUGAGUCUAUAUAGGGUUGAAAUCCCAUCUGCAAUACUUCUUUUGUUUUGCUGGUUAAAUUUCUCUCUAAUACACAAUGAUGAAUCACCGGCCCGAUAAGGCCAGCAAAGUUGCAAAAACAAACAAACAAAAACUACUGCACACAGAUUAUACUUACUGGGAAGUAACAACCGCUUCGACGAUAAGUAGAUACGGCGUAGCGGAGGAGCAGUAAAGGUUCGCGCAAAAUGUGUUGCUGAGAAGGAUAUGUUAUGGUGAAAUAUUAUAAUAAUAUGUAAGCAUAUUAUAAACACUGUCGCGAAAACACUCGACCGAACAAACCAGGGAAAGAUAGCAAUGAAAGCUCCGAGCGGGUUCAUAUAAAAAUUUAAUUAUUACAUUAAACAAACAUGCAAAACAAAGGAACGCUACUCCAAAACUAUUGGAACUCAUACAUGAACUCGACCUGAUAAUGUGUAAUAAUAAUAAUAAUAAUUAAUCAAACGAAAUUUAAGCAAAAAUACUGAGCUAGGGAAGAAGGGAAAUAUGAAGCAACGUGUAAUGCGCAUACAAUUAGCUGGUGAAUGAAAUAUGCGUACAAGAGCACAGUAAGGGAAAGUGAAGCAACAUAUAAAUCUUAAUAGCAAUUGUAUGUGAAAGCAGCCGCUGGAUACCAGAAGCCAGGAAAUUAUAACGAAACUAAACAAAGAAGAAUAAAGCGUAUAAAACCUUAGAA